Molecule: messenger RNA, 692 nt
Organism: Nematolebias whitei (Rio pearlfish)
Lineage: Eukaryota; Metazoa; Chordata; Actinopteri; Cyprinodontiformes; Rivulidae
Gene: rpl18
Product: ribosomal protein L18
Exons: 7
Coding region: 71-637 (188 amino acids)
Biological process (GO): translation
Cellular component (GO): ribosome; cytosolic large ribosomal subunit
Molecular function (GO): structural constituent of ribosome; RNA binding
Source: RefSeq, a predicted model, not a curated record
UCCGAGAGUUCUGCUCGUUGUGUUAUCGCGAGACGUCGUCCUUCCUUUUCCCUUUUCGCCCGAGUCCAAGAUGGGAGUCGACAUCAGACACAACAAGGAUCGUAAGGUGCACAGGAAGGAGCCAAAGAGCCAGGACAUCUACCUGAGGCUCCUGGUUAAGUUGUACAGGUUCCUUGCUCGCCGCUCCAAUGCUUCCUUCAAUAAGGUGGUCCUGAAGAGGCUGUUUAUGAGCAGGUCCAACAGGCCUCCCAUCUCCAUCGCCCGUCUGAUCCGUAAGAUGAGGAUGGCCGGCCGCGAGAACAAAAUUGCUGUAGUUGUGGGAACGGUCACUGAUGAUGUCAGGAUUCAGGACAUCCCCAAGCUCAAGAUCUGUGCUCUCAGGAUAACCGAUGGCGCCCGCCGCAGGAUCCUUAAAGCAGGUGGUCAGGUGAUGACGUUUGACCAGCUGGCUUUGGCUUCUCCCAAAGGUCACGGCACAGUGCUGCUGUCAGGACCCCGCAAAGGCAGAGAGGUGUACAGGCACUUUGGAAAAGCCCCUGGAACCCCUCACAGCCACACCAAGCCCUACGUCCGCUCCAAGGGCAGGAAGUUUGAGAAAGCCCGUGGUCGCAGGUCCAGCCGUGGUUACAAGAACUAGUCUGAAAAGUUUUUCCUGCGUUCUGACGAAUAAAGGAUUAAUUGUACAAAAAACA